CUCCAGGAAUCUCUGGCUUUGGGACAGGACGGCUGUCGUUCGGUUGGGGGAGGCGCCCAGGCUGGGUGCAUGUCCUGGGCCACCAGCCAAGAGAACAUGAUGUUCCCAAGUGCGCUGGCCGCCGCCCUCUCGGGCUGGCCGCCUCCCAAAACCGCUGCCUCUCCAGUCUCUCCAGCCUCCCUGCCCCACAUUCCCCGGCAGCCUCGCCCCGCCCCCUUCUUCCGCUUUGACGUCACCGCUGUCUCCCGCCCCCUCGCCUUCGUUGACGGCAGCAGGGCCUGGUUACUGUGGGGACGGACAAGCAGGACAACAAGGGCUUUGGGAGCAAGCAGGGGCCGCUGGAGGGCUGGAUCCUUUUGUCUAUGCAAAAGACAGGCAGAUGGAGGCGGGAGAGCAAGGACUGCCUGGGUCAGGGGAGAUCAUACCUAAAUCCCUGGGGGGGCCGAAAAAACAUGUUUCCAGGGAAGAGGUGUCUGCAAAUGAGACAAGGACAAGACCACAGUAUGAGCUGGGGUGGGGAGGAUCAUUUUCAGGGAGAGGAGACUGAGAAUCCAGGUUCCUGAAUCUUUUUUGUUUUCCUGUUUCGAUUUUUCUGGGUUAAUUUAUAACACACUCUUGUCCCAGCUUUUCUACAGAGCCCUCCCCUUCACCCUCCCCUCAUUGUUCAUGAAAGCUUAGGCCACGUGACAGUGAGGGGAGUGCCCCCACAAUGAUUAUGUCAGCAGCUGCUUGGAGGUCUGUUCAUCUACUACCCACGUUUCCAGGGAGCCCUGCGAGGAACUACUCAUCACGAUCCUGGAUGGAGGGGCUGUGUAACUGCAGCUCUCCUGGGCCCAGACUAGCAUUUUAGGUGGCGACAAAUCGUGUCCCUGUUCUCUUUCUAGGACUGCUCUCUCCUCUCUUUAACAUAGAAUUCCUAGUGCUUUUUCUCCUGUUGAUGCUCUUUCCCCACCUCCCCAACCUAUCCUUGUUUAAAAAAAAUAAUAAUGUUUAUUGAUCACUUGCCGUGUGUCAGAUCCUGUCCUGGUCUCUGGAGAGUACAGUGAAUGAGACAAAUGACGUUCCUGCUCGCCCCUGGAGCUUGGCUUUCUCUUUUCCAAGCAGUGGGAAUAUGAAGCCCUUGCCAUCCCACCUUUCUCUGUCUAGGGCCCCAGUUGGCCUCUUCUCUGUGCCAUCCCUUUUGUUCCUCUGUAGUCCUGGCUUCCUGGCCCCCAUUUUUGGAGCAGCCCUAACUGUGGGUGGCCGCGUCCUCUGGAGGGAAAUACUAGACACCACGUAGGCUGCCAGGAGACCUUUUCUCUGAGUGGCCAUAGAAGCACCUGCCAUUGUUUCCCUUCACAGCCACUAUUGGCUCUGGCCGCCCCUUCCAUUGUCUGCAUUCUUCCUCCACCCACACUCACCCACCAAUCACACGUGGACCCUUAAUUGUCCUUUCCCAGGAUUUGAAGUAUCAGGGGAAGUGCUUCAGUUAAAGGGCUUCAUUAUGUAGAAUGAAGUUUGGGAGGGAACACCGGUUGGGACAGGAACCCAGGAAAGGCCAAGCCAGGUUUCUGUCUCUUCCCCUCCUCUCAAGGACCAGCCAUCUCAUCCAGCGUGGCUAACUCCCAGGGCCAUUCGUUUUCCGCACCCCUGGAAAGGCGAAGAUGCCAAGAUGUUGUGUUCUGCAAGGCUAGUGCGUUCAGGAAGUAGACACGUCUUGAGCACCUACACUGGCCCGGGCGUUUUCCCUAAAGAGGGGCAGCGAACCUCCCCUCUCCUCCCUUCCAUUAUUCACUAUGCAAGCGUCCUGCGCCCAUUGGCUGGGCGGUGUCUGGGGCUCUUCAGCCCAGCACCAGCACCCAGGUCCACGUGCGCCCGUGUGUGUGACACAGCCCUGACCUUAGUGGAGACCACUAGCCAAUCAGGCGCCGGGAAGAGAUUCCCCAGCCAAUCGGGGGCGGGGCUUGUGGCUUCGCAGGCAAGAGGCCAAUGAGGGGGCCGUGCCCGGCAUUAUGCAACCCGCCUCCCCGCCCAGCGCAGCUUCCACUCGGCUGCGGGCUGGAGCGGCGGCGGGCAGGCAGGCGGAGGACACUCCUACGACCAGGUGCUGGCUGUGAUCGAACUUCUCAAUCCUCAGAGACUUAGAUCUUCCACCUCGCUCCCGCAGCCAGGCCUCCAGGCCCCCUCCUGCAUCCGUGGUGGCCUCUCCGCCUUCCCUGUUCUAUUCUCCCCAUGGCCUAGACAUGAGUGGCCCCCUAGAAGGGGCAGAUGGGGGAGGGGACCCCAGGCCUGGAGAAUCCUUUUGUCCUGGAGGAGUCCCAUCCCCUGGGCCUCCACAGCACCGCCCUUGCCCAGGCCCCAGCCUGGCCGAUGACACCGAUGCCAACAGCAAUGGUUCAAGCGGCAAUGAGUCCAAUGGGCAUGAGUCCAGGGGUGCGUCUCAACGGAGCUCACACAGCUCCUCCUCAGGCAACGGCAAGGACUCAGCCCUGCUGGAGACCACUGAAAGCAGCAAGAGCACAAACUCUCAGAGCCCAUCCCCACCCAGCAGUUCCAUCGCCUAUAGCCUCCUCAGUGCCAGCUCAGAGCAGGACAACCCAUCCACCAGUGGCUGCAGCAGUGAACAGUCAGCCCGGGCGAGGACCCAGAAAGAACUCAUGACAGCACUUCGAGAGCUCAAGCUUCGACUCCCGCCAGAGCGCCGGGGCAAGGGCCGCUCUGGGACCCUGGCCACGCUGCAGUACGCGCUGGCCUGUGUGAAGCAGGUGCAGGCCAACCAGGAAUACUACCAGCAGUGGAGCCUGGAGGAGGGCGAGCCUUGCUCCAUGGACAUGUCCACCUACACGCUGGAGGAGCUGGAGCACAUCACAUCUGAGUACACACUUCGUAACCAGGAUACCUUCUCAGUGGCUGUCUCCUUCCUGACGGGUCGAAUUGUGUACAUUUCGGAGCAGGCAGCCAUCCUGCUGCGUUGCAAGCGAGACGUGUUCCUGGGUACCCGCUUCGCUGAACUCCUGGCUCCCCAGGAUGUGGGAGUUUUUUAUGGUUCCACUGCUCCAUCUCGCCUGCCAACCUGGGGCACUGGGGCCUCUGCAGGUUCAGGCCUCAGGGACUUCACCCAGGAGAAGUCUGUUUUCUGCCGUAUUAGGGGAGGUCCUGACCGGGACCCAGGGCCUCGGUACCAGCCAUUCCGCCUUACCCCAUAUGUGACCAAGAUCCGGGUCUCAGAUGGGGUGCCUGCACAGCCGUGCUGCCUGCUCAUUGCAGAACGCAUCCACUCGGGUUAUGAAGCUCCCCGGAUACCUCCUGACAAGAGGAUUUUCACUACGAGGCACACACCCAGUUGCCUCUUCCAGGAUGUGGAUGAAAGGGCUGCCCCACUGCUGGGCUACCUGCCCCAGGACCUCCUGGGGGCUCCCGUGCUCCUGUUCCUGCAUCCUGAGGACCGACCCCUCAUGCUGGCUAUCCACAAGAAGAUCCUGCAGUUGGCGGGCCAGCCCUUUGACCACUCCCCUAUCCGCUUCUGUGCCCGCAACGGGGAGUAUGUCACCAUGGACACUAGCUGGGCUGGUUUUGUGCACCCCUGGAGCCGCAAGGUAGCCUUCGUGUUGGGCCGCCACAAAGUCCGCACGGCUCCCCUCAAUGAGGACGUGUUCACUCCCCCGGCCCCCAGCCCAGUUCCGCCCCUGGACACUGAUAUCCAGGAGCUGUCAGAGCAGAUCCACCGGCUGCUGCUGCAGCCCGUGCACAGCCCAAGCCCCACAGGACUCUCUGGAGUUGGCCCCGUGGCAUCUCCAGGCCCUCUCCACAGCCCUGGCUCUUCCAGUGAUAGCAACGGGGGUGAUGCAGAGGGACCUGGGCCUCCUGCGCCAGUGACUUUCCAGCAGAUAUGUAAGGAUGUGCAUCUGGUGAAGCACCAGGGGCAGCAGCUUUUUAUUGAGUCUCGGGCUUGGCCUCAGCCCCGGACCCGCCUCCCUGCUACAGGCAUGUUCAAGGCCAAGGCCCUUCCCUGCCAAUCCCCAGACCCAGAGCUAGAGACAGGUCCUGCUCCCAUCCAGGCCCCACUAGCCUUGGCCCCUGAGGAGGCCGAGAGGAAAGAGACCUCGAGCUCCUCCUACCAGCAGAUCAACUGCCUGGACAGUAUCCUCAGGUACUUGGAGAGCUGCAACAUCCCCAGCACCACCAAGCGUAAAUGUGCCUCCUCCUCCUCCUACACCACCUCCUCAGCCUCUGAUGACGACAAGCAGAGGACAGGCCCAGUCCCUGCGGGGACCAAGAAAGAUCCGCCGUCAGCAGUGCUGUCUGGGGAGGGGGCCACCCCACGGAAGGAGCCAGUGGUGGGAGGCACCCUGAGCCCGCUCACCCUGGCCAAUAAGGCGGAGAGCGUGGUGUCCGUCACAAGUCAGUGUAGCUUCAGCUCUACCAUCGUCCAUGUGGGAGACAAGAAGCUCCCGGAGUCGGACAUCAUCAUGAUGGAGGACCUGCCUGGCCUAGCCCCAGGCCCAGCCCCCAGCCCAGCCCCCAGCCCCACAGUAGCCCCUGACCCAGCCCCAGAUGCCUACCGUCCAGUGGGGCUGACCAAGGCCGUGCUGUCCCUGCACACACAGAAGGAAGAGCAAGCCUUCCUCAGCCGCUUCCGAGACCUGGGCAGGCUGCGUGGACUCGACAGCUCUUCCACAGCCCCCUCCGGCCCUGGCUGCCACCACAGCUCUGCACCCCACAGCCGCCGACACCACUGCCGAUCCAAAGCCAAGCGCUCACGCCACCACCAGAACCCCCGGGCUGAAGCCCCCUGCUAUGUCUCACACCCCUCACCUGUGCCACCCUCCACCCCCUGGCCCCCCCCACCAGCCACUACCCCCUUCCCAGCGGUUGUCCAGCCCUACCCUCUCCCAGUGUUCUCCCCGAGAGGAGGCCCCCAGCCUCUUCCCCCCACUCCCACAUCUGUGCCCCAGGCUGCUUUCCCCGCCCCUCUGGUGACCCCAAUGGUGGCCUUGGUUCUCCCGAACUAUUUGUUCCCAACCCCAUCCAGCUAUCCUUAUGGGGCUCCCCAGACCCCUGCUGAAGGGCCCUCUACUCCUGCCUCGCACUCCCCUUCUCCAUCCUUACCCGCCCUCCCCCCCAGCCCUCCCCACCGCCCAGACUCUCCACUGUUCAACUCAAGAUGCAGCUCUCCACUCCAGCUCAAUCUGCUGCAGCUUGAGGAGCCCCCCCGUGCUGAGGGGGCUGCUGUUGCAGGGGGCCCUGGGAGCAGUGCCGGGCCCCUACCUCCCAGUGAGAAGGCUGCUGAGCCAGAGGCCAGACUGGUGGAAGUCACAGAGUCCUCCAAUCAGGAUGCGCUUUCUGGCUCCAGUGACCUGCUGGAGCUGCUGCUGCAAGAGGACUCGCGCUCUGGCACAGGCUCCGCAGCCUCGGGCUCCUUGGGCUCCGGCUUGGGCUCUGGGUCUGGUUCAGGCUCCCACGAGGGGUGCAGCACCUCAGCCAGCAUCACUCGCAGCAGCCAGAGCAGCCACACAAGCAAAUACUUUGGCAGCAUCGACUCUUCUGAGGCGGAGGCCGGGGCUGCUCGGGCAGAGGCUGAGCCCGGGGACCAGGUGAUUAAGUACGUGCUCCAGGAUCCCAUUUGGCUGCUCAUGGCCAAUGCUGAUCAGCACAUCAUGAUGACUUACCAGGUGCCCUCCAGGGAUAUGACUUCCGUACUGAAGCAGGAUCGGGAGCGGCUCCGAGCCAUGCAGAAGCAGCAGCCUCGGUUUUCAGAGGACCAGCGGCGGGAACUGGGCGCUGUGCACUCCUGGGUCCGGAAGGGCCAGCUGCCUCGGGCUCUUGAUGUGAUGGCCUGUGUGGACUGUGGGAGCAGCACCCAAGACCCUGGUCACCCUGAUGACCCACUCUUCUCCGAGCUGGAUGGACUGGGGCUGGAGCCCAUGGAGGAGGGUGGAGGCGAGCAAGGCAGCAGCGGUGGCGGCAGUGGUGAGGGUGAGGGCUGCGAGGAGGCCCGGGCCCAAGUUGGGGCCAAGGCCUCUAGCUCUCAGGACUUGGCCAUGGAGGAGGAGGAGGAAGGCAGGAGCUCAGCCAGUCCAGCCUUACCUACAGCAGGAAACGGCGCCAGCUAGACUCCCAUUUUGGGACCAUCUCCAGGAGCCCAUGAGCAGCUUCCUUCUGUGUCCCAAUUCUCAGAACUCAGAUGUGGCUGGACCAACCAGUGGGAAACUGCCCCAGCUUCUCCCACCAUAGGGGGCUGGACCCCCAUCAUCAUCCCAGGAUCCAGGGGCUGCCUCUGGCCUCUUAGGGAGCAGAGAGUAGAACUCUGCAGCCCAACCCAGAGGAGGGUCACCUUCCACCUUUGGAGAGGAGCCCUUCCCUCUCCUGGACAGAGUUGCUGACAAGCUGCUGAAGUGGCUUCUCCAUAUCCCAGCUGAGCCUGAGUCCGAUUCCUGAGGAUUGGGGCUGCACUUAUUUAUUGGGGGAGACAGCUCUCUCCCACCUCCUCCCCAGAUGGGAGGAGAGCCUGAGGCCCAAGCAGGACCCAGGGGUUCCAGCCCCUAGCUGCUCUGGGGUGGGGGAGGUUGGUGGACCAUGGAGUCCCUGGUGCUGCCCCUCAGGUGGGACCCAGGUGUUCUCAGCUGUACCCUCUGCCGAUGGCAUUUGUGUUUUUGAUAUUUGUGUCUGUUAUUACUUUUUUAAUACAAAAAGAUAAAAAAGCCCA
This is a messenger RNA of Sapajus apella (tufted capuchin), 6685 nucleotides long. RefSeq names its product period circadian regulator 1 (gene PER1). NCBI's taxonomy places the organism in Eukaryota, Metazoa, Chordata, Mammalia, Primates, Cebidae. Bases 2223 to 6092 code for a protein of 1289 amino acids. The transcript has 23 exons. Gene Ontology annotation, cellular component: cytoplasm; nucleus. Gene Ontology annotation, biological process: circadian regulation of gene expression; negative regulation of transcription by RNA polymerase II; entrainment of circadian clock by photoperiod. The record is from RefSeq and is a predicted model, not a curated record. Gene Ontology annotation, molecular function: transcription corepressor binding; transcription cis-regulatory region binding.